GUAGGUACGUUAAGUAAAAAAGCCAGGAUUUUUACCCGCGGGGGAGGUAAAAAACCGACACCCACGCCUCUAUCUCUUGUGGGGGGAAAGAGGAAAACAAUAAAAUUAAAACCUCGUUCGUUGGUCUGGGGGGUCCGUGUUAUAUCAUCCACAGCGUGGUAGUGAGAUUCGCCCUAAGCGCGGUGUGGACGAAGAAGAGGAGGAGCUCGUAGCGUUCUCUCCAAUCUUCGCCUUUUUAUCUCUUCUUGCCCGCCCUCUGUGAGAGUUCUUCGGUUGGAAGGAAGAGGAUCUAAUCUCGAGUGGGAGCUCCCGCCGGGCGUUGGUUGUAUUCGGCGAAGCUUGGGGGAUAAGAGGGAAUCCACGCUUUGAUACCUUCGUUCUCCUCUGGCGGUAGAUGAUCCUCCAGCCCAGCGCGCGCAUUCGCAUUCCAGUGGCGAUUUGGGCGGGAUUGGAGAUGGAGAGCGGCAGCGAUCGGUCGCCAGUGGAGGAGAAGAGUAAUCCGCGGGAUCAUCACCAUCCCCAGCACCAGCUAGGGAAGCUCCAGAUGCUGCCGGCAUUGCCAAGGAUUGUGCUGGUUGUGGAGUCGAUUGGAGAUUUCCAGGCGCGGCACGGCGGCGAUGGGGGCGAUUCCUCCUCUUCCCCUCGCUGCUCCUCCACGUCCACCUCCUCCAUCGGCGCCUCCGAUUUGGGCGAGAAUGUGGAUGAGAGCAAUGAGGUGGAAAGCCCCCUGCGCGAUUCGUCCUCGUCGGGGCCCCUGGAGCGCAUGGAGACGCUGGAAUCCUCGCUGCCGCUCAAGCGAGGAUUGUCGCAGUUCUUCGAUGGCAAGUCGAGAUCUUUCACAUCGCUCAAGGAGGUGGCGUCGGCAGCAUCGGCGACGCAGCUGCGCAAGCCCGAGUACCCAUUCAAGCGGCGGAAGAUGGUGAUGCACAGCCAGAUGCGCAGCCGCGCCAAAUCCUCCUCCAAUCUCCGCAAGAUGCUGGGCCGCGCCGGGGGCGAGGCGUGGUCGCCACCGAGAUUCGUCAGCGUCAGCUCCUUCCUACCCAGAUCUUUCUCGCUCUCCAACAUCGUCCACCAAAACGUUUAGGGUUCUUGGCGGGAUGGAGAAUACUCACACACACACACACACACACACACACAAAGCAAAUGCGCUGGUACUCUUUCAAACGUAGCGGUGGACAGCCUCAAUUUUGGAAACUUCUCUCUUUCAUCUCUUUCCUCUUCCUCUCUUCUUGUACAAAUACCAAAGCAUUUCCAUUCUCUCUUUUC
Selaginella moellendorffii is the source of this 1266-nucleotide messenger RNA. RefSeq lists its product as uncharacterized. Bases 395 to 1084 code for a protein of 229 amino acids. The transcript is spliced from 2 exons. Lineage: Eukaryota; Viridiplantae; Streptophyta; Lycopodiopsida; Selaginellales; Selaginellaceae. The record is from RefSeq and is a predicted model, not a curated record.